AUGUUACGCGGAGCGAAACAUAUUUUAAAAAAGAAAAAUUUACAAAAAUCUGUAAAUAAUAACAGUAAUAAUUUUCGUAAACUUUCGCAAAAGACUACAAAUUUAAAAGAAUUUGGUAAUAAUGUUACUAUUGAAGAGACUAGUUUGAUUGUUAAAAGAUGCGUUGAACAGAUCCGACUGAGAGGAUUAAAUACCGUUAAUAUAUUUAAACCGAUGCGUAUUGGAGAUGGGGGAGAUGAAGUAAAAUACUUAUUGAAUUGUUUAUUGAACGAUAAUAUACCAGAAUUUGAAGAUGAAAUUCAAAGUCAAGAUAUCAAUAAUAUAGUAUCAGCAAUGAAAUGGGCUUUACGUCAUUGUAAAUGUAUAAUUAUUCCAUUUAAUAAUUACGAGUCUUUUAAUUUUUACGAACAAGAAAUGAAUUAUGAUGUUCGUAAGGGAUUAUUCACUAAUAACUUUUUAAAUUCUAUACCAAAAUUAAAUAGGGAAAUUAUUUUAGAAUUAUUUGAUAUUUGUAUACAAUUAAAUAGUAGUGUUCUUCCUUCCAAUUCGGAUAUUGAUAAUAAUCCUCUUAAAAUUAUAAAAUCUUUAGCAUUAUGUUUAAUUGGUUAUAAUGAUGACGAAAAGGAAAGGAAUUUUACUAGUUUUGAUGAUGCUUAUAGAGAAUGGAUUAAAUCUUCUAAUGCUUGUCAUGAAUAUCAAAAAGAAAUAAUUCAAACAGCGGACUUUCCUGAAUCCCCUACAAUAUCAAAUAAAAGUAGAAAACAUUUUAGAAAAAGAAGUUCGUUGAUAUAUUUUUCCGCGCCAUCAGAAAGACCAAUAAGUAUAUUAAGAGUAACGAGAACAGUACCACCAGGUAUUACCAAUAAUGGACGAAAAUCGAGAUGUCCAAGUAUAUUGUUACCUGAAAUGUUGGAUAAUUUAAAUAGACGAACUAUAGUUCGUACAAGUACAAUGAUGACAUUAGAAGAACAAAAUAUAGCGGAAAAAAUUUGGAAAGAAUUUCAAAGAAACGGUAUAGCUUCAUUAUCCGAUGAUUAUAUUAAAUUAUUCUUUUCGCUUGAUGAAAAGAUGAUUAAUGAAAAUUUACAUAAAAAUAUGGCUAUUACUCCCAUAGAAAAAAAUUGGAAGGAUUUCUCCAAAAAAGGGUUUAAAAGCUUUUAUUUAGAACCCCCUUUACCACCUAAAAAAAAGCAAGAUAAAAAUAAUGUAAGCCUACCAAAUAAUAAAAAUGAUAAUGGAAAAACGGGUGGAAAUGAACUCGAUAACGAAAUGAGACCUAAAACUAUUGCUUGGGAUGAUUUUACCACAAAAGGAUUUAGAGAUUCGUUAGAUAAUUUAUCUGAUGUACUUACCUUAGCUUCAUCAGUUAAAUCACCUUUAUUAAGAGAUAAUGAUCAUGAUUAUAAUAUUUCAAAUGUUAAAUCAACGACUACAACAACAGCGACACGUAAUGAUGGAAAGAAACAUAAAAUAAAAAGAGGAAUAAAUUUACGUUCAUUAAAGAAAAAAUCUUUUGAUUCAAAUAAUGAUUUUGAUUAUAAUGAACAUGAAGAAGAUUGGGAAGAUUGGUAUGUGAUAGAUCCCGCGCAAGAUUUUCAAGUCACAACGCAUUUAGCAAUUGAAACUAUCGAUGAAAUAUUUCCUUAUAUUUGGAUUGAAACAACUUCUGAUGAAGUGACCAAUCGUUGGGGUGAGUGGGUUUUCGUUGAACCAAGACAAGAUUUAAUAAAUCAUGAAUGUGAAUGGAUAAUGAUUGAAGAAAAAGAGCAAAUUUUAAAUAUUUGGGAUGAUUCAAAAGUUCGUGGUCGUGGUAAAUUAAGAAGAAAGUCUAAUGCUUUUAGUACUUUUAGUUUACCUUGGGUAAGAGCAAAAUCGAAUAAUAAUAAUAAAAGAGAGGACAAAACAGAUAGUAAACUUACUAGAUCUUCUAGUUUACCUCGUCAUUCUGGUUCUUUUGAUAAUAGUGAUGUAGAAGGUCAUAAUGCAAGACGUAAACGUAUUUCUACAAAAGACAUUAGUGCUCCUAUACCCAUAGAUUACACCGAAGAAAUGUCAAGAAGAUUAACAAGUCAGGGUUAUGAUUCUGAGACAGGAAUGAUGGAAAUGGGUUAUACAAAUGAGAAUAAAUACAACCAUAGACUCACUCAGACAUCUCAUAUAAUGCCUACACAGUAUGAAACUGUUGCUGAAUAUGAUGAAGAAUAUGAAAAUUAUGCUGAGGGUUAUGGGGGUGAUAGAAAUGGUGAUGAAUAUGCGGAAGAAAAUGAUUAUUAUGAUGAAUACGAUGAGACCGCUGAUAGAAAUUCGAUGGGGGAAAAUUAUUAUGAUGAGAAUACAGAUUAUAUUGAACAUCUUGAUCAGUAUGAUGAGACGAGGAAUGAACAUACAGGAGAAGGUUAUCAUGAUGAUGAUUAUACAACAAAUACUCAAUAUGGUUACCUAUAG
This is a messenger RNA of Funneliformis geosporum, 2445 nucleotides long. The record is from the annotation of a GenBank genome assembly. Lineage: Eukaryota; Fungi; Glomeromycota; Glomeromycetes; Glomerales; Glomeraceae.